Molecule: messenger RNA, 444 nt
Organism: Gracilinanus agilis (Agile Gracile Mouse Opossum)
Lineage: Eukaryota; Metazoa; Chordata; Mammalia; Didelphimorphia; Didelphidae
Product: keratin-associated protein 4-9-like
Exons: 1
Coding region: 1-444 (147 amino acids)
Cellular component (GO): keratin filament
Source: RefSeq, a predicted model, not a curated record
AUGGUCAGCUCCUGUUGUGGUUCCACCUGUUGUGGUCCAAGCUGUGGCUCUGGCUGCUGUGCUCCCUGCUGCUGCCGCCCUGCCUGCUGCCUUCGGCCAGCCUGCUGCCAGAGCACCUGCUGCAGGACCAACUGUUACAGGCCCACCUGCAUUGUGUCCACCUGCUGCCGCCCCAGCUGCUGUGUGUCCAGCUGCUGCCAGCCUUGCUGCCGCCCCAGCUGCUGCUGCCAGCCUUGCUGCCGCCCCAGCUGCUGUGUGUCCAGUUGCUGCCAGCCUUGCUGCCGCCCCAGCUGCUGUAUUUCUAGCUGCUGCCAACCUUGCUGCCGCCCCAGUUGUUGUGUGUCCAGCUGCUGCCAGCCUUGCUGUCGCCCCACCUGCUGCCAGACCACCUGUUGCAGAACCACCUGCUGCCGUCCAGCCUGCUGUGGCUCCUCUUGUUGCUGA